AGCAGGAAUAGGAUGGCUGCUGCCUCCAGUACUCCCUUUUCCUCUCAGGGUCACCCUGGGGAAACCUGGAAAAAAACAGAAGGGGCUCAAGCAACGCAGAGGCUGGUGAUGCCCGAAGUGGAGCGAGGAGGCCAAGCAGGAGCCCACCAUCACCAACAGCAAGAGCAGCAUGUCAGCCCAUAUGUCUUGAUAACUCCAAAUGCGACAAGAAGAAAACGGUUGCAGCAAAUUGCUAAGAAAGAGCUAGAUGACCUGAAGAGGUGGAAGGAAGACCACAGGCCAGGGCCAAUUAAGUUCACUCCACAGAGACUGGGUGGAAAAGAAUCAGAAGAUCAAGCAAGGCAAAAACAACAGAUGGUGCUCAUGCAAUCUAAAUACCAGCAAAAGCACAAGAGAGAAGAAUAUAUAAGAACAAAAAAGGCAGCUGAAGAAGCUGAACACAUGAGAAAGAAAGAAAUUCAAAGAGAAAAGGCAGAGAGGCUUGAAGCUAAGAAAAGGCAAGACGAAGUGCAGAGAAGGAAGAUGUACUCUGAAGAUCAAUAUUACAAAACCAAUGAAUUAUUGAACAGACUGGACUUGGGUUUGCCAAAGAGUGAUUCCUGUCAGAUUGCGAAUCGCGGCCCAGAGUCUACAGCAUGGACUAGAAGCCAUACUUACAAGCAAGCUCUUCGAGAGGAUGAAAACAGAAGAUUAGAGGAGAUGAAGCAAGAGCAACGGAGAAAGGCUGAAUUAAUGGAAAUUAAACAAAAGCAAGAGGAAGAAGCCCGAACAAGAGCACACCAAAAUGAACAGAGGAGGGUAAACAAUGCUUUCCUGGACCGACUACAGAACAAAACGCAAGCUAAUAGCAUCUGCCAACCUGAAUAUCCGAGGAGUCAGAACUACUACAGUAACAACUAAUGGGAAGACUUGACCUCCAGGGUAUUGGAGGAAUAUUCACUUUUAUCCGGCCUUGGCCAAACAACCUUGUAAAAGCUUCAAGCAAACUCUCUUCUGUCAUGGCGUUCAUUUAUUUUCUUCCUUACCCUGUCUUCAACUCCACACCCACUUCACGAGCAAUCUGCAGAGGCUGGUUCUAGCUGUCAUUAUUCACGUGUAUCACAUGCAGCUGAUUAUAAAAGUCUUAUUUAAUUUUUAAUAAACAAAUGUCUCAUUUUCAUAAAUGUUUUGCCUCAUACAGAAAGCAAUUAUCGCAGUUAUUGGGAUCUCAGAGAGAGGAAAAAAAUAAUAAAGCGCCCACAGAAACUGCAGGAAUAUCAAUGUGUACGUUUUGUUCUGUACCCAGGCAAAAACUUCUCAGAGACUUAAACUGAAGUAGCUUAUGAGUAGGGAGGAGGAGAGAGAAUGCAGUUG
Messenger RNA from Nothoprocta perdicaria, 1353 nucleotides. RefSeq names its product epithelial stromal interaction 1 (gene EPSTI1). The transcript has 12 exons. NCBI's taxonomy places the organism in Eukaryota, Metazoa, Chordata, Aves, Tinamiformes, Tinamidae. The record is from RefSeq and is a predicted model, not a curated record. Bases 13 to 900 code for a protein of 295 amino acids.